This is a messenger RNA of Spinacia oleracea (spinach), 4297 nucleotides long. Its product is annotated as protein ROLLING AND ERECT LEAF 2. NCBI's taxonomy places the organism in Eukaryota, Viridiplantae, Streptophyta, Magnoliopsida, Caryophyllales, Amaranthaceae. Bases 428 to 3589 code for a protein of 1053 amino acids. The transcript has 4 exons. The record is from RefSeq and is a predicted model, not a curated record.
CCCAUAAACUGAUAAACCACCUCAACUUUCUCUCUCCUCAACUCUCUUCCUCUUUCUUCUUUUUGCAGAGAUCCCAAACUUGUUGCCUGCCAUUGUCUCUUUGUUUAAACACUUUUUUAAAAUCACCCACCAAAUUUAAAAUUAAAUUUCUCUGAAAUUUCUCUGAAAUUAUUUUCUGUCUUGAUUUCUGCAAUUUUUUCGUCGCUUCAUAAAUUCGCCCAAAUUUCCUCUCUCCUCCGCCAUGGACGGCAACGAGUGCUCUUGCUCUUCCCCUUUCUCUCUCCUCAUUAACUUCUCUGUCUUCUAAAUUUCAGAUUUCACGUAUUAAAUUCCUCAUCCCCCACUUUUCCCCCACGACCUAAAAUCAUUCUUUAAUUUAAUUUAAUUUCAGAGAUGCGAAAAUCCUCACCUGAAUCAGCUCAAGGAUAUGACUCUACUGCUACUACCACUACUAUUACUGCACUCUAAUUGCGAUUUCAAUUUUGAAAUUAGGGUUUUUAGUUUAAUGGGGUGUGGGCCUUCAAAAGCUGAAGAUCUGCCAUUGGUAACCUUCUGUAGAGCUCGAAAGGAUUUGAUUAAAUCUGCUUCUGAUCAUCGUUUUGCUCUAGCUGCUGCUCACUUUGCUUAUUUCCGUCAAUUGAGGGAUGUGGGUGAUUCGCUUUUUCGAUUUGUUGAAGAAGAGCUUAUUCUUACUUCUUCGUCUUCUUCCCCUUCUUCGCUCUCUUCUCUCUCUUCCCCUGUGCUCACUCUCCCUUCCGACGACAACCCUAAAAAGAAGAACAAGGGUUUUAAAAGUCACAAGAAGGGCAAAAAUGGGUCGUCGUUUUCCACUUCGAUUUCGCAUAAUUUGCGAGGGGUUGACGCCAUGGAAGGAGAUCACCUGCAUUUGUCCGAUGACGACGAAGAAGACGAGGAGAUGGGUUCGUCUUUCGGAGAUCAUCAUCAUCGGCAUUCACAUUCGCAUUCUGGGCAUUUAGACAUUGAUGAUGAAGAUGAGGAUGAAGAAGAUGAGAGGAGAGAGAAAGUGAAGAAGAAGAAGAAGAAGAAGAAAGGAGGAGGAGGAGGUGGAAGAAGAGGAGCUGAAUCAUCACCACCACCACCACCAACACCACGACCUGGGAUUUCUUACAUUCCUGAUUCUGAGUUUCCUGGUGUUGCUAGUAAUUAUCCUUACCCCUUUGAUCAAUCUUAUGCUAAUAAUAGUAACAAUACUUCUAAUUAUAGUAAUAAUAAUCAUCAUCCUUAUUAUCAACCUGCUCCUAAUGUAAAUAAUAAUGGUAUUCCACCUUAUUAUUAUUCGAACCCUAGUUCAAGUUCAUAUUACCCGGAUAAUGGUUACAGUACUAAUUAUGAUUAUAAUGGUGGUAAUUAUAAUUAUAACAACAAUGGUGCAACAACAUCUUAUACAACUUACUAUAUGAAGAAGUCUUCAACUAGAAUUCCCUCUGUUAUUUAUGAAGAACCCAGACAGAAUCCGGUUUAUGCUUUCUCUGAUUACAAUGGUCAACCGAGUUAUUCGAAUUACUCGAAUUUCGGGGUUAGUGGUAUGAGUUCGGAGAAUAGGGGAAGCAAUGUGCCGCCACCGCAGCAGCCACGACGGCCGCCAACGCCGCCAUCGCCGAAGGUGUCGGCAUGGGAUUAUUUCAACCCGUUUGAGACUUUAGAGGGUGGUGGGGCUUAUUCGGGUUAUUUUGGACAGAAUCCGAGUUUUGGGUUGGAGUCGAACUCGAGUAGUCCGGAUUCGAGGGAGGUUAGGGAGAGGGAAGGGAUUCCGGAGUUGGAAGAGGAGACUGAGAGUGAAGUUAGUAAGGAGCCUUAUCACUAUGAUAAUAAGAAGAAAGUGCAAGAAGAGUUUAGUUUUCCCAAAAAUAAGAACAAAACUGUUCAAUUUGAGGAUGGUAAUGGUAAUGGUAAUGGUAAGGGGAAGAAUAGGAAGAGUAGUGGUAAUUUUGAUGAGGGUAAUUCGAUAGGGGUGAGAGCGAGGGAAAGGGUGCCAUUGCAGCAUCCACAAAGGGAGGAGCCACCACCAGAGCCGCCAGUAGAAGUGGAGAAAGAGUCAGAUGUGAAAGGAAGAAGCAGCAUUAGCAUUAGUAGUCCUGAAACUGAGAGUAACUUUUCUAUAAGUAUAGAGGAUGUGUCUGUUAAGAAGAGAGGGGUGAGCUUUGAGGUAGGUGGAGGUGGCGGUGGCGGUGGAGGUGGUUCGUCUCGUGAUAUUGAAUCAUCUAAGCUAAGUAGCUCUACAAUGUUGUCUACUAAUGGCACCCGUGAUCUAAGAGAGGUUGUAAGAGAAAUCAAAGAUGAAUUUGUGGCUGCUACUGAUUACGGGGAAGAGGUUUCUGUGUUGCUUGAAGUGGGGAAAGAGCCAUACAAGUUUCGGUCCUCCUUAUUGAAAGUGAUUCUGGCGAGGGUCUGCUCAACAUCACUGUCAUCUUCGUAUUCUCCAUCUUCCUUGCCCGGUGGAUAUCCUAGGAAUGCCGGGGAGGAUUUUGACUCUCGGAGCCUUGCAUCAACUCUGGAAAAGCUAUAUGCGUGGGAGAAGAAACUAUACAAGGAAGUCAAGGAUGAGGAGAGGCUCAGGGUUAUGUAUGAGAAGCAGUGCAAGAAGCUGAAAACUCUAGAUGAUCAAGGUGCCGAGAUUAGUAAAAUUGAAGCAACUCAGGCUUCAAUUAGAAAGCUGCUGACCAGGAUUAAUGUCAGUGUAAGAGCUGUAGAUUAUGUGUCCAGAAGGAUACACAAAUUGAGGGAUGAAGAAUUGCUGCCUCAAAUGAAGGAAUUGAUAUUUGGGUUGAGAAAGAUGUGGAAGCUAAUGUUCAAAUGUCACCAGAAGCAAUUCCAGGCAAUCCUAGAGAGUAAAACUCGUGCCCUAAAAGCAAACACCGGACUAAGAAAGGAUUCAAGCGUGAGGGCCACUAUUCAUCUCGAAGCACAACUAUUAAAAUGGUGUCAUCGAUUCAACAACUGGGUUGACAUGCAAAGGUCUUACGCCGAGACUUUGAAUGGCUGGCUCGAAAAAUGUAUUCAGUAUGAACCCGAAAUAACCCCGGACGGGGUUGUCCCGUUUUCCCCGGGCCGAAUCGGGGCCCCACCCGUGUUUGUAAUCUGCCACGACUGGAAACAAGCAAUGGAAAGAGUAUCGGGUUCAGAGGUACAAACAGCAAUGAACGACUUCGCUACAAGCUUGCAUCAGUUAUGGGAGAGGCAAGAUGAAGAGCAACGUAGAAGGGUGAAAGCCGAGAACAUGUACACGGAUUUCGAGAAACAAAUACGGGCCAUUCGAAGGGGAGGAAGGGGAGGAGGAGGAGGACACGAGCAUGAUCAUGAUGAUGCCACGUCAGACAAGAAUAGUCUGUCAAUGGUUAGUAGUGGGAUUUCCCCAUUGGAUGACUUAAAGGUGGAUUUAGACUCGAUGAGACAGAGAGUAAGGGAAGAAAGAGCGGGUCACAAGGAAGCUGUUAAACUGGUUCACGAUGCAGUGUCUCGGUCCAUACAAGCGGGUUUGAUUCCGAUCUUUGAGUCGUUGGAGAGUUUUACUUCAGAAACUUCACAAGCUUUUGAUGAUGUCAGGUUAGAACAUGACAGUAGAUCAUGAGGAAUAAUCAUGUUAACUUAGGCAGUGUAGAGUGGAUUAAGACCUGAUCAACUACAGCCCAGCCCGCUGGCCUGGCCCGAAAAGGUGCGGGUUUGCAGUAUCUCGCUCCAUACAAGGUGGUUUGAUUCCGAUUUUUGAGUCAUUGGAGAGUUUUACUUCAGAAACUUCACAAGCUUUUGAUGAUGUCAGGUUAGAACAUGACAAUAGAUCAUGAGGAAUCAUGUUAACUUAGGCAGUAUAGAAUGGAUUAAGACCUGAUCAACUAUAGCCCGGACCGCGCGGCCCGGGCCGAAACGUACGUGUUUGGACAGCCUCAUUCAAAGCCCGAGCCCGGCACCAAAAGCCCGCAUCAAACUAUGGGUUAACUCAUGAGGAAUCAUGUUAACUUAGGCAGUAUAGAGUGGAUUAGGGUUAGGAAAUAGGAAGAAGAACAUAGACCUUAAUUAGGCAAUGGAGGAAAGCAAUAUGACAGCAACUGAUUAGUGAUUGAUUACUGCUAGGUUUUCAGAAGAAGUUGCAGGAGUUUGCUGCGAGACUGGUUUCUGCUUCUGCAACAGAUUAGAGUUAGCAUCUCUUGUACAGAAUUUUGUCUAAUGUACUAGUAUCAGAAUUCAGAUGUGAAGGCAUAGUUUAGCUUGCUAAUAUUCAGUAUGUAAACGUAUUAUUAUUGGUAAAUGAUCUUGAAUUAGUGUUAAAUCUUUCAUCUCA